AUGGAUACAUCAGCACUGUGGACCAGGCCCUCAGAGCCAGCAACUAUUCUGGCUUGUCUGGCUUGCAUCUCCCAAGAUGAUAAGUCCAGAACUAGAUGGCCCGAAUUUGUGGGUAGUUAUGCCUCCUGGUGGGCUUCUCACAUUUUGGACUGGCUGCGUUAUGGAAAGAAACUUCUGGUGGUGCACUAUGAGGAGUUGCAGGAGUCACUGGUGCCCACAUUACGAUCCAUCACUUCCUUCCUCAAUACCAGUGUCAGUGAAGAGCGGCUCCUCUGUGCUGAGUGCAACAAGGAUGGCCACUUCAAGCGUUCAGGUGUGCGACGGCCCACCUUUGACCCCUUCACCCCAGAUAUGAAACGGCUGAUUGAUGGAUACAUCAGCACUGUGGACCAGGCCCUCAGAGCCAGCAACUAUUCUGGCUUGCCAAAGGAGUAUCUCCCAAGAUGAUAAGUCCAGAACUAGAGUACAGGACUGUCUGUCUCGCUCAAGCUCCAGUGCUACAAACUAUGAUGCCCGGGAGAUAUUUUGAUACGUUAUUUCCUCACAUAUUGAGGUCAGAAAUAAUGCCAUAUGAUGCUGGUGUGCUUUGAGAUCGUCAUGUUUUAACGGCGGUAUGCGGAUCAGUCUGUAAAAGGAAGCAAAGUUGAACUUGGUGAGAAAUUAGGUUUGACAAUUGCUGACUUGAACUUGAGACUCAAAAACAUCUCUAGUCAGAGGCAAGUUAAGUUCUCCUUCCUCUUUUGGGAGGAAACUUGAGUGCUUAAUUACAUACGUCAACUACAAGUCAACAAGAGGCCUAAUAAACAACAGAUGUAAUUGCUUAUGUACUAAUCCGACAUGUACCGUAGAUGAUAAUGACAUGUCUACCACAAUGGCAACAUCAUUUUAUGACUAUAGUGACUUUUUGUAGGGACAAUUUAGACCAUUUACAAAGCUGAUAUCAUAAAU
Messenger RNA from Sinocyclocheilus anshuiensis, 948 nucleotides. RefSeq names its product WSC domain-containing protein 1-like. The coding region runs from base 1 to 447 and encodes 148 amino acids. The record is from RefSeq and is a predicted model, not a curated record. Gene Ontology annotation, molecular function: sulfotransferase activity. Lineage: Eukaryota; Metazoa; Chordata; Actinopteri; Cypriniformes; Cyprinidae. The transcript has 2 exons.